Messenger RNA from Erpetoichthys calabaricus (reedfish), 1279 nucleotides. RefSeq names its product cell division cycle associated 5 (gene cdca5). The transcript has 6 exons. Lineage: Eukaryota; Metazoa; Chordata; Cladistia; Polypteriformes; Polypteridae. The record is from RefSeq and is a predicted model, not a curated record. Bases 391 to 1248 code for a protein of 285 amino acids.
CGUUUUGAGCGCGUAUUUUGAAAAGUGCUAGCUUUAUUAACUUAGUUUCCGGCGUUUAUGCCGCGUAAAAAUUUCUUUGUCGAUUUAAUACCAGUUAUCCUUGUAAACUUGGGGGAAAAAAAACAAAACUACGAAACAUCUUAUUAUGUUUAGUGACGGCAGUUUAGUGCUUGAGCGUUCGUUUAUUCUAAUGAGUUCAAGGCCGUACUUUUUAUGAUUCACAUUACAAUGGCGGAUUUUCUGAAGGUGGAUUGUUUUGUACUUUUAUUCUAAGCAGGAGGAAUAAUGCAAUUUCCAUUCUGAAGAUAAGCAUUGAAGAAAAUCAAAGGAAUAUGUUCAGUUAAGCGUAUUAUUUAAGAGUGGCGACAUAUUUGUUAAACUUGUUGAAAAAUGUCUAAUAGGAAAAAAAGGCCGGCAUGUUUCAGUGCGAAAACUGAAAAUGGCAAAGUACGAGAUAAUAGUCUUCCUCUGAAAGUCAAAUCUGAAAGAAAUUCUUUGCCUGAAAAGAUGUCCAUGGAUGUGGACACUUCGGCUAUUUUACCAACUCCCUGUCUGAAGAGGACCAUAACUGUAAGGAAAAUAGUACCUAAGAAAAUACAACAGCAGCAGGUUACUGAUAAUCCUUCUACACCAAGGCGAAGUCCUAGGAUUGCUUCUUUGCCUGAAAUCAACAAGGAAAAUCUAAAACCUGCCUCAGAAAAUUCACUGGACAACAUAAAGACAUCUGUUCUGUCAGAAAGUAAACAAAUUCUCUCCCCUUCAAAAGCAGACAUUUUUCCAAUUAACUUAAUUACUGAACCUGAACCAGCAACAGAACCUGCUUCUUGUCAAGAUCCUCAGAACUUAGUGUGGUCAAAGAAGGCUCGCCGAUCUUACAGCAGACUAAGUAACCAGUCAUUAAGUGAGACAUCUGCAUUGAAUAGAAGCGAUGACUCAUCUAUUGCUUCAUCCAGAAAAGACCGCUCUUCAUUGUAUGGAUUCAACAAUCUUUUGUCUCCAACAAAAAAUUCUGAUGUUCCCAUUACUAACUUGCAAAAUAAUUCUGUUGUGCCACACCAGAAUCUUCUGAUCAGUGGCUUUUCUGAGGUGGAUGUAGACCUACAAAUUCCUGGAGUAGUAGUGGUCAAAGAGAAGAAAAAGAAAAAGAAGAAAGUACAGAAAAUCAAGCUCUCUGAAUUGGAUGAUUUGGCAGCUCAGAUGAAUGCAGAGUUUGAGGCUGCAGAAAAGUUUGAUCUCUGCAUAGAGUAAGAAGCAAGCAUUGCAGUGUUUAAUGAGGAGA